This is a messenger RNA of Mangifera indica (mango), 1752 nucleotides long. Its product is annotated as MATH domain and coiled-coil domain-containing protein At3g58400-like. The transcript is spliced from 6 exons. Gene Ontology annotation, molecular function: protein binding. NCBI's taxonomy places the organism in Eukaryota, Viridiplantae, Streptophyta, Magnoliopsida, Sapindales, Anacardiaceae. Bases 420 to 1637 code for a protein of 405 amino acids. The record is from RefSeq and is a predicted model, not a curated record.
AUGAUGCAAUGCUGCCCUUUGGAUCAACAACACAAAUUGAUCAUUAUAAUGACGUUGUAUUCUUCAGUAACCCAACACAGCAUGCCAACUUUUUGUCUGAUGCAGCCAUCAGGAACUCAAUACAUCACCCAAACUUUCUUAUGGGUUGCCAUCGGUUGGACUGCAUUUAUUGCUGCAAUUGUUGGCUGACAAUUUUAUACUUCUCUUUUAUCAGUUAUAAUUACUGAGUUAUCUGCAAGGGUAAAGCACAUGGUAUACUCUGAUCAUGAAUAUUUGUAAUUUUGUUCAGAGCUCUAAGAAUAGAAUAGAUACUUAAUAAAUGUUCAAAAAGUAACUCUCUUAAGCAAAGGAUAAGGUUUUACCUUUAUAAAACUUUCAAGAUUGGAAUAUUAGCUUCCUUCUGUUCCUUAUAAAAGACUAUGAAGCUGAUUGGUGUAACCUGUAUCUCUACAAUUCAGCAAAUUGCCAUGGAUGGAAUUGUUGCUGAUAAGGAUGGGAUCAUAAGAUCUACAUCAGAUGCACCACCAACUCAUUACACUGUCAAAAUACAAUUAUUUUCUGUACUUUUGAAGAAUGUAGUGGAGAAAUAUGAUUCUGGGGUAUUUGAAGCCGGAGGCUACAAAUGGAAACUGGUUCUCUACCCCAAUGGUAAUAAAAGCAAGAAUGUAAAAGAGCAUAUUUCACUCUACUUAGCAAUAGCAGAUGCAAGUUCUCUCACUCAUGGUUGGCAGGUGUAUGCUGUUGUCCGUUUGUUUUUGCUUGAUCAGAAUAAGGACAACUACUUGAUAGUUCAAGAUGCUCCGGGGAGGGAAAGACACUUUCACAGAUUGAAGCUUGAAUUGGGUUUUGAUCAAUAUAUUCCGCUCACAGUAUUUAAUGAUGCUUCUAAUGGGUACCUUGUGGAGGACUCGUGUGUGUUUGGAGCAGAGGUCUUUGUUUGUAAAGAAACAAUCACAGGCAAAGGAGAGUGCUUAUCAAUGAUCAAAGAUGCACCUCCUGUUAGGCAUGUCUGGAAGGUUGAAAGCUUUUCAAAGUCAAAUGAAGAAUGUUAUCGCUCAAAAGUAUCCAUGGCUGGAGAUCACAAAUGGUAUCCAAAUGAAGAGUGUUAUGGCUCAAAAGUAUCCUUUGCCGAAGAUCUCAAAUGCUAUCCACAUGACAAAUAUUCUGGCUCAAAAGGAUCCAUUGCCGAAGAUCUCAAAUGCUAUCCACAUGACGAAUGUUCUGGCUCAAAAGUAUCCAUUGCUGGAGAUCACAAAUGGUAUCCAAAUGAAGAAUGUUAUGACUCAGAAGUAUUCAUUGCUGGAGAUCACAAAUGGAAAAUACAGCUCUAUCCAAAGGGAAGACAUCAUGGAACUAACACUCAUCUGUCUCUGUACUUAGCUUUGGCAAAUGUAUCUACACUAACUCCUGGUUCUAAAAUAUAUGUAGAGUUUGUGCUGCGUAUCCAGGAUCAAUUGCAGGGCAUGCACGUAAGUGGUAAAGCUAAGCACUGGUUCAGCACCUCACAGCGGGAAUAUGGUUGGCCACGAUUCAUGUCAUUCAUUUACUUAAAUAAUACAAGCACUGGUUGUCUAGUGAAAGAUGUUUGCGUGGUAGAAGCGGAGGUGACUGUCCUCGGAAUUUCUGGUGCACUGUAAGGAGUUGGCUUAGUUCGCAAUUUCCCCCUUUAAAAACUAGAAUGUGACUCUGCAUUAAACUCUUGAAAGGCUGUAUAUUUUCCAAAAGUUAUCAAUAAAAACCAUAUAUUUUACA